Molecule: messenger RNA, 2287 nt
Organism: Dunckerocampus dactyliophorus (ringed pipefish)
Lineage: Eukaryota; Metazoa; Chordata; Actinopteri; Syngnathiformes; Syngnathidae
Product: insulinoma-associated protein 2
Exons: 1
Coding region: 36-1649 (537 amino acids)
Biological process (GO): negative regulation of transcription by RNA polymerase II; neuron differentiation; regulation of cell cycle process
Cellular component (GO): nucleus; transcription repressor complex
Molecular function (GO): DNA-binding transcription repressor activity, RNA polymerase II-specific; RNA polymerase II cis-regulatory region sequence-specific DNA binding
Source: RefSeq, a predicted model, not a curated record
AGCUGAACAUCAUCAUCAUCUUCUUCACCGUCACCAUGCCUCGAGGAUUCUUGGUGAAGAGGAACCGGAGAUGUUUGGCGUCAUAUCGACCGCGAAACAAAAACAAAGUUGCGACCUGCGAUAACGACAAAAAACACCACGAGAAGGCUGACGUAACCAAGCCGGUGAACCACGUAUGGUGCGUUCCGGGUACAGAUGUCCCGCUCCCGCUGUCCCGUGAGGAUUCCACAGAGGUGUGGAACCUGAACGUGGAGGCUGCUCUGGAGGCAGAGGCGGACCGGCGCGCGCAAUUACCGGACAGCGAAGAGCACGAGAGCGACAUGGAUGUUCUCACUCCAACGUGUGACUUCUCCUGCUUCUUCCCGCCUCCACCUCCACACGACUCGCUUUUAAUGGAAGCGUGUAGUCCGGUCAAGCCGGUCAGAACAAGACUACCGGAGCAGCACGAAGAGGGCCAGAGGAAGACAUUAUUUACAGAGACACGUCUGGCUUCAUCUCUGGACAGCGAAUUGCCGUUUUCUGCUUCCAUUGAGAGGCUUUUUGUUGGUAGUAGCCGCCAGCACGCGCAGUCCUACGGUCCCGGUCAGAAUCAUGACGUUAGAAAACACUCCAUCGUACCCCCUGAAGAGCGGCUGAACAGACCCAACAGACCUUCGGCGGGAAGCUCGUGCAAGAAACCCAAAGUGAACCGGAAGCUUACCUUUGAGGACGAAGUCACGACCUCGCCGGUUUUAGGUCUGCGCAUUAAAAAAGAAUGCCCGGAAGUGAGGAGGCAGCACCGGCACAAGUCCUCCGCUCCGAACGGAAGUCAUCCGCUUGGAGAGUUCAUCUGCCAACUCUGUAAGGAGGAGUACGCCGACCCUCUCUCCCUCGCGCAGCACAGGUGCUCGCGCAUAGUGCGCGUGGAGUACCGCUGUCCCGAGUGCGACAAAGUCUUCAGCUGUCCCGCCAACUUAGCCUCACAUCGCCGCUGGCACAAGCCCCGUCCGGUUAACAACACGGUAGGAGAGAGUUGUGUAAAAGAGUUCGAGCUCGACGGGAAAGAGAACGAGCUGCUGUGCGUCAAUCAGCGAGAGAGUUCCCGUGUCGACGGAAGCAGCCUCGCGCCGCCGGAUUCGUCGCCUCGUUUCAACCAGCACUUGGCAGCAGGGAGGGAAAGCCCACCGCCGGGUCUCCUUCUGUUAAACGCUAACCCAUACCGGCCGUCGCUCCCGCCCGCGCCCCCACCGUUUGUCCAGGCGGUACCGGAAGAUGAGGCUUACGACUGUAGCUACUGUGGCAAGAAGUUCCGACGGCAAGCUUACCUGAAGAAACACAUGGUGGCCGCCCACGAGAUGACAGCUCGGGCCUCUUCGCCGUACGAGCAGAAUCACCAGGUAUGUGCGUGUCACCUGUGCGGCGCGCGCUUCCCGUCUGCUGAAAUCCGGGACAAGCACCGUGUGUGGCACGCCAUGACGGGAGAGUUGCUUGGAGGCGGGCUCAGAGCGGACGUUUAUGGCGGGAACAGGGAGUGUAGGGAGCAGCAGCUUCUCACGUGCAAAUACUGUACGUCCACGUUCCUCAGUUCGCCGGGGCUGACGAGGCACAUCAGCAAGGCUCAUCCCGGAGAGAGCCUGCACGUCAUGAUGCAAAUGGCGGUGAGAAACUGACAUAACGGGAUAGUACGUGCUGCACCGUACUGGGAGCUGAUCCGAUGGUCUGAACUUCCCAUCUGUUCCUAAAGUUUUGUCCCUCUCUAAUCAAAACCGCUCUCUGUACACCGAAAACUACAUAACCACUGUAUUUUUCUUCCUGUUUUGCAGUACAUAUCGUCACUUUUACUAUAGUUUAAAUUACUUUCAGUCUCUCCAUGUGGAGUGUUGAAAUACUGUACCGGCAAGGUGAGCUAUUGUGAACUGUCCAAGGUGCUGACGCUGCCUCCUAGUAAAGAUAAAUUACUUACUGUACAUUACGUUGUUUUAUGUAUUGGGUUUUUGCUCAUACAAAAUACAAAUCUACUUUAUAUGAAUUUGUAUUCAUUCAUGAGUACCAUAUAUUGUUCUUUUUAAACAAGGCAUCUUGUAAAUGUUUGACUACACAAUCAGCUGUAAUAUGUAGUUAUAUUUCUCAAACUGAAUCACAACACUUUAUGUAGUUAACAUAUAUCAGUAUAAUAUAUCAACAAUAAUCAGUUUCUUGCCGUGAUAUGCCUUUGAAAAAAAUGUGCCAGCUGACUUUAAGGGUAUAAAAUAUUUUCAUACAGAAAAGGAACAUUUCAUGUUAACAUCACAAUUAAGUUCAAUUUAAU